Messenger RNA from Aplysia californica (California sea hare), 2854 nucleotides. RefSeq names its product peptidyl-prolyl cis-trans isomerase 6. The coding region runs from base 361 to 969 and encodes 202 amino acids. The record is from RefSeq and is a predicted model, not a curated record. The transcript has 5 exons. Gene Ontology annotation, biological process: protein folding; protein peptidyl-prolyl isomerization. Gene Ontology annotation, cellular component: intracellular membrane-bounded organelle. Gene Ontology annotation, molecular function: peptidyl-prolyl cis-trans isomerase activity. NCBI's taxonomy places the organism in Eukaryota, Metazoa, Mollusca, Gastropoda, Aplysiida, Aplysiidae.
CAACCGACACGAUUCACUCCCCUUGAUUUCUCUUGCUAUCCACUUCACACAAUAAAACAAGCCUUGGCCUAUCCUUCCACUUCCAGCAGAGCAUCUUCAAGACUGUCCCUACUCACCCCUACCCGCCAGCGAACGAACGUGAAGCUAUUCUUAGUCGAGGUAACGCGUCUUCUCACUGCUCACUUCGAGGCUGCCACGAGUACGAUUUCGUUUCCUACCCGUCGGCAACUUUCAGAACUUUUGUGAGGACGUGGAAGUUAGCCCAGUGCCACUGUUCUCAUUCUUGCUUCUGGCACCAACCUGCACACAAGUCUCUACAACUGAUUAAAAAAAACAACUUCACCCAAGCACUGAAAGAAGAUGACUUCUGUUGCUGUACUGUUCUUAGCUGUGGCUGUGUCCACGACAGUCCUGGCUGACCAAAGGCCCUUGGUGACUGACAGAGUGACUUGGGACAUCACCAUUGGAGGCGAAGAAAUUGGAAGAAUUGUUAUUGGGGUCUUUAAAGAUGUUGCUCCCAUUACUGCCAAGAACUUCAUUGAGCUGUCUUCUGGUGUUAAUGGCUACGGCUAUGCUGGAAGCUCAUUCCACAGAGUCAUCAAGGAUUUCAUGAUUCAAGGGGGUGAUUACAGCAACAAAGACGGCUCCGGCAUUAACAGCAUCUACGGAGGCUACUUCGACGAUGAGAACUUUGACCUGCAGCACUACGGUGCUGGGUGGGUCAGCAUGGCCAAUGCCGGCAAGGACACAAAUGGCUGCCAGUUUUUCAUCACUCUGAAGGCCACCCCAUGGCUGGAUGGUCAGCACACUGUGUUCGGAAAGGUCCUGGAGGGCAUGGAUGUUGUCUACCAGAUCGGUGACACCGACACCACUGCUACAGAUGGUCCAGUUGAACCUGUUGUCAUCGCCCGCUCCUCAGCUGAAAAGGCAACCGAUGCUCUCUAUGUUGAGCUUGCUAGUGCUGAGUAGAUGUGACUCCCUCAAGGGAGGAACUGUCCGGUUUGCAUUGUUCAAUUCCAUUUUUUUUUCUUCUUUACCUGUCGGAGGUUUGUUGAAGGUGUAUUCAGAAACUUUUGGUUAUGAGUCUGUACAAACAGAUACAGUGUGGCAGUAAGUUACACAGUGAGCAGAAAGUAGCUCAUAAUAGUCAUGUCUACAGGAUUUGAGAGAUUUUCUCUUAUGUUUGGGUUUGGCUUGAAAGACUCGCUGUAAAAAAAAAUCCCUCUAUAGUUUGAGUUCAACUGUAAGGCUGUUGACUUACACUUACAAUGAUUAGUAAAAAUUUCUCGUUUUUCAUUGUGAGGGAAAGAGUUUGACAAGACUCGUGGUUGGGAUUUUUUUUUGGUCAUUUGUGUCUCUGCUGAUCACCAUGCUGUUAUUAAAUAUUGUGAUGAGGAAUUGGUGAAAAUGUUUGAUGGAAGGUGUGAUGUGCUUGUUACAUGUCGAUGUGCGAGAGGUGUGACAAGGGUGAAAAGUCAGAAAAUAAUAAGUAUUUUGUGCAUUUGUGAUAUAGACAGAUGCUACAACUGCUACUUACAUCAAAGAUGCCACAUUUUUGUGAACAUGUGUACUGCCAGCAAAUGAUCUUCCAAACUCCAGGAAUGGUCUAUGAAAUCAUGUGUAGUGACAUUUUGGUUCUCUCAAGAUCAUUGAUUUCAUUCAUUUAGCCCCGAUUUCCAGAGAGGCUGUGUUUGAUUUUACAGAAUACAAUUUCUUUUUUGGGAUGGAAUUUUGAUUUCAUCCUUUGGAGGAAAUCUGGCGAUUGGAGUGAACGGGAGGGCCUUAUUCCACUCAGGGAAAGUUGGGCUCAUUUGGGGAGGGAGGGAGGGGGGCACUUUUUUGUCUGGAUUCAUGGAUAGAGUGAGAUAGAUAGAGAUAGUGAGAUAGAGAGAGAGAGAGAGAGAGAGAGAGAGAGAGAGAGAGAGAGAGAGAGAGGAUGCAAAAGAACGGUAUGUUUUAUGUUUUCAUCAUCUGUGUCAUAUUUUAUACUUCUACGAGUAAAGAUUGACACCUAAUUUACUUCACUUCCAAAGCGUAGUAUUGCUGCAAGAGCAUACUUCAUAUCUUAUUCUUUCUAGUACUGUUUUGACCAACAGUUUUCAAACUUGGCCGCACAAAGGAGACUUUUUUUUUCGGGUUCCAAUGCAUUGUAUAAUAUAUAUUCAGUUGUCAUAGUUGCUUUGUGAAUUGGAGUUAUGCAAGUGUUGCAUGUUCUUUUUACACUGUUUUUGACUAUGUAUGAAUGUAGUUUGUGUGAAAGAACUGUUACGCCACCAAAAGUCAUUUGGUCAUAUGUUGGUACUUAUGUUUGUGAAGGCAUUAAGAAUCCAAAACUUAAAAAAGUUUUAGCCCUGAUAUUAAAAUUGUUAAUUGUUAUGCAGCAGUGAAGAAAGAAACAUUGCUUUUUAUCAUGUUCUUUAGGUUGUAUUCACUGGUUCAUACCCAGUUUCACAAUGGUGCUAUUUUACUUUCCACUUUAUGUACACAUGAGAUCUGAUCUGCUGCUUUAUCAACUUGAAUGUUACUGUUUCUGCCAACGAACUCUUUGAUACACAAAAAUAGACACAGUUUCUUUGCCUUAUUAUGCAUUAUAUCAAGAUCAGUAUGCAUGUUUUGUGCCCUUUUUUAAAAAAGCUUUAAAGUUUAUGACAUUAUUUUAAAGUUUUUGUAUGAAACUAUAUCAAAAUUUUUAGUGCUAUGUGGCGAUAUCAUAUUGUGGUACAAGCGUAUCAUUUUUCCAGGCAGCACUUUUCUGAGAGAAUGUGUUAAUUACCUGUAUUUUGGAUGCAUUUUUUAUUUAAAAAAAAUUGAAAUCAAAAUGUGAAAAUCAAAUAAAGGCUAUCUAUACAGUAAA